CAUAAUUUCCAAUAUGGCCGAUAAGCAUCGGCUUUGUAAUUUUCUAUUUUAAAAAAGUCUAUUAUAUUUAAAUAAUUUUAAUUUAGCAAACAAUUAUGUCGGAUUACUUAAGAUCAGCGCUUGGGUAUUUAAAUGGUAAUUCUAGCAGUAAUGAAUUCGUAGGGCAAGUGCUGGAAAUUAAUAAUGUGAAAUUACGAGUGAAUAGAUUGAUUGCUGAGGGUGGAUGGGCUUUAGUAUUUGCUGUAGAAGAUAUUGCAACUGGUAAAGAGUAUGCAUUAAAGAGACUGAUAGCAGUAGAUGAAAAAGCUAACAAAAGUAUUAUUCAAGAGAUAGAAACAUUAAAGAAAUUAUCAGGGCAUCCUAAUGUAAUUCAAUAUUUAUGUGCGCAACGAAUAGAAAAAGAAGAUAAAAGAGGAUGUGAAUAUUUAGUAGUAACAGAAUUAUGUCCUGGCGGUAAUUUGGCUGAUGUACUUCGUGGAACAACUUCAAAUUCAUUAUCUCUAGCUCAAAUAUGCCGAGUAGCUUAUCAAGCAACAAAGGCAAUCCAUCAUAUGCACAGUCAACAACCUCAACCAAUAGUACAUUUUGACAUAAAAUUAGAAAAUUUUUUAUUUGGAGCUGACGGACUUAUAAAACUGUGUGAUUUUGGUAGUGCUUCCACGCAGCAAAUCUUGCCAGAUCCGUCAUGGAACGCUCAAAAACGUUCUAUGUUAGAAGAUCAAUUGGCGCAAUUUACAACCCCGAUGUAUCGAUCUCCAGAGAUGUUAGAUACUUGGAAUAAUGAGCCUAUUGGCCCACCAGUUGAUUGUUGGGCUUUAGGUUGUAUAUUAUACUCUUUAGUUACUCUUCGGCACCCUUUUCCAGAAGGAAAUAAAUUAGCAAUUCUUAACGCAAAAUACUCACCUCCAAAUCCAAAUCCACAUCUUUCAUGUGUUCAUGAAUUGAUAAAAGGUUGUCUAGAGCCGUCACCAAUUAAUCGUAUGACAACGUCAACUCUAUUAGAAAGAUUAGCUGCUAUUGCUGAGUCAAAUAAUUUUGAUCCACGAGAACCAGCUAAAAUAGAGGUUAAGGCUGCGCCACCACCAAGACCUGCCCCACCGCCACCAUCAAGUCCUGUACCGCCGCCAAGACCGAAUCCUCCAUCAGGACAACCAUCAUCUAAUGCUCCACCACCUAGACCUACACCUAUGUAUCAACCUGCACCUCAAAAAGCAUCAGGAAGCCACAGUUCUGGUUUAUUUAGUUCUUUAAAAGGCGGAGCAGGGAGUAUAUUUCGUAAUUUGAAAGAUACUUCAACGAAAGUUAUGCAUACUGUGCAACAGAGUAUGGCAAGGACUGAGUUAGAUGCAAGUUAUUUAACAUCAAGGAUUUUAAUUAUGCCAUAUCCAGCUGAUGGUAUAGAAUCUGCUUAUCGAUCAAAUCAUGUGGAAGAUGUGCGAGCAUAUCUUCAAACUAGGCACCCUCCUCCAGCGAAAAUUCAACUCUACAAUCUCUCUCGUGGACGACCUAAUGUUAUUAGAUUACCUGGUAAACAUAUUGACUGCACUUUUGCCUAUGCUUCGCCAGACUCUGCAGCUCCCCUUCUUUCUGCUCUCUAUCAAAUUUGUCAGGAUAUUUAUAGAUACCUUGAUGCCGAUUUUAAUCACAUUGUAGUACUUUAUUGUACAGAUGGAUGUCGAGCCAGUGCCACUAUAGCAUGUGCUUUGCUACUUUAUGCUGGAGUUUUAUCAACUCCGGAAGAAACAAUUACGCUUUUUACAACACGAAGAUGUCAACCUCCUCAAUUACAGCCUUCAGAACUUAGAUCAAUUAAUUAUAUGAGUUUAUUACAUUUUGGAACACUUCCCCACACAAAACCUGUAGCUCUGAGAUCUCUGCUUUUACAACCAGUUCCUUUAUUUACCCGAGCAAAGGAUGGUUGUAGGCCUUACGUUGAUAUUUACAGUAAUGGGGCGUUAGUUUUUUCUACUAAAAAAGCAGAAUAUGAAGAUAUGAAAUUAUUCGACAUGAUGGAGGGAAAGGCAUGUUUAAUUUUAGGUGAUGCCACUGUUCGUGGAGAUGUUACAAUAGUUGUUUUUCAUGCAAGACAACAACUCGGUCGUGUAAUAGGAAUAAAAAUAGCAUCGUUUCAUUUUCAUACGGGUUAUAUUUCUCCUUCAGAAAAUACUUUGACUUUUGAGAAACAAGAUUUAGAUGAUACUCCAGAUGUAGGAGGCAAAUUUAAGAUUAUGCUGAAUGUUAUUAUUGGUGAAGAAAAUUCGAAGCCUUCAAGAAUUCCAGCACCGUGGGAAGUAGAAGCUUCAAAUGAUCAAGAUUUAAGACCAGAUCCACUAUUUGGAUCUACUUUAGAGAUGGAAGAAACUCUAGAAAACUUUAGAACCUCAAACAAAGGAGAAGUAUCACCACCACGCCGGCCGUCUUUGCCAAUGGAAAGAGAACCUCUCGUGGAAAAGACCUCCGAACCAGAAUUGAAAUUAGAAGAACCAGUAAUCGAAGAAUCUAAAGAGGAGAAAUUUGAAGAGGCAGUUCUUUUAGACUUUGGCUUACCGUCAUCUCAAGAAUCUUCUGUUCCGAAGCCAUCGUCUUCAGUACCUACUCCAAGUAUGGAUAUAUUUUCUAACUCAUCACAGAAUGAAAAUGACCUAUUUGGCGGAUUUACUUCGUUUAAUCCAGCUACAUCAAACGAAAGUACUCAGCCGGAAACAAGUAAAUCCUCAAAUGAUCUAUUCUUUGGAAAUAUGCAAAACUCGAUGAGCAAUGAAAAUACUAAUGACUUAUUGAAAGAAAAUCAAUCAAAGAAAACAAACAGUGACUUUUUAUUUGAUCCUCUGGGAGGAAAUAGUUCAAAUGAUCUCUUAAACAAUUGGACAAAUAAUACGAAAAGUAUGGGUGGCUUAAAGACUCCUGGCGAAGAAUUUCCCCGCAAUGCCAGUGUACCAAACUUUGGAGCACAAAACAAAGAUCCAUUUGCAAAUUUAGCUGGUUCAAUGGGAGCUGGUCUCAACGUCAGCUGGAAUGGUACACCACGUGAAUCUAAUACUCCUCAAUCGACUAGUCCAGCAGCUGGAACACCAGUCCAUUCUAGUCCACGCAUGCAUAAUAAAAUUAAUCCAUCAGCUGAUAUUAAUUUUGAUUCAGUGAAUUCUAAUAAUAAACAAACUAAAUCUGGUGAUGCUUUUGAAGAUCUUCUUGGUAGUCAAGGUUAUAAUUUCUUUAGUUCAAGAAAAACAGAUAAAGAUAGUCCGAAAACUAUCAAUCAAAUGCGUAAAUUGGAAGCAGCUAAAACAAUGGAUCCCGAUAGAUUAAAAGUUUCAGAAUGGACAGAGGGUAAAAAGGGUAAUUUGCGAGCACUUUUAUGCUCAUUACAUACAGUUUUAUGGCCUGAGGCAGACAGAUGGCAAAGAUAUGAGAUGCAUCAACUUGUCACUGCUGCAGAUGUUAAAAAAGCUUAUCGAAAAGCUUGUCUUGCAGUUCAUCCUGAUAAGCAAACUGGAACUGCAAAUGAAAAUAUGGCAAAACUCAUCUUCAUGGAAUUAAAUAAUGCUUGGAGUGCAUUCGAAAAUGAUGCAUCACAACAGAAUUUAUUUAGCUAAUUUUAUGAUAUUGAAAAUAAUUGUUAAAAUGAAUUCUACAGAUAUUUAAAUAUUUUUAUCAAGUUAUUUUAUAACUUUUUUUUUCAAGUUAAAAAGACUUAUUUAGCCAACUGUGCGCAUUAGUAAUAUUUUGUUUAAACUGUAAGAUAAAUCUUAUGACAUUCCAACAAUAUUACUAUUUAUCGUAGUCGUGUUGUCUCUUAUCAAACUGUUAGUCUUAUAAAUUACCUAAUGGAUAUAUCAAUCAAUGUCCAUUUACGAAAAGUUAUUGUAAUUUAAUUUUAUUGCAAAGAUAAAUUACUGUGUUCGUUUUAUCUUUAAAUCUUCAAAAUCAUGUUUAGGAAAAAUAAUUAUAUGUAUAUAAUGCAAUGUAAAUUUACCAGAUCCCGAAUAUACA
Molecule: messenger RNA, 3990 nt
Organism: Chelonus insularis
Lineage: Eukaryota; Metazoa; Arthropoda; Insecta; Hymenoptera; Braconidae
Gene: aux
Product: cyclin-G-associated kinase
Exons: 6
Coding region: 96-3593 (1165 amino acids)
Biological process (GO): regulation of clathrin-dependent endocytosis; positive regulation of Notch signaling pathway; protein phosphorylation
Cellular component (GO): cytoplasm
Molecular function (GO): ATP binding; protein serine/threonine kinase activity; AP-2 adaptor complex binding
Source: RefSeq, a predicted model, not a curated record